CAAAGGGGCGGGCCGUUACUGUACAAGGCGCACGCAGCUUGGGAAAACGUGCACUUGAUUUCUCCAGACGCCGUGCCAGCGGACAGAGACCCAGAACCCGUCCAACAGAUCCAGACUUCUCACGCCCUGCCCCCCCCCUCCCCGAGCUCCUCGUCAUGGCUCUGGAUGGCUGUGGCCAUUUCUGCAAGUAUGCCCUGAUCAUUUUCAACAUCAUCUUUGCGGUGUUGGGGGUCGCCCUAUUGGGCCUCGGCAUGUGGCUGAGGUUCAGCUACAGCACCAGAGCCAUCUUCCAAAUAGCGGAACUCAACUCGAGUGCCUUUGUGACGGCUGUGACCAUCAUGAUCGUCCUGGGCUCAGUGCUGCUGAUCGUGGUGAUGUUCGGAGACUACGGCACCUGCAACGAGAAAAGAGGGGCCCUGCAAGUGUUCACCGUGCUUGUGUCCUUUCUGGCGGUGGCUGAAGUUGCUUUUGGAGUACUGGGUUACGCCAACAGAGACGCGGUUGGAGGGAAAAUGGUGGAGUUCUACUCCAGCAUGUAUACGCUGUAUCUGACUAGCGGGGGAGAUCCGUUUAUUGCUGCCACUCUCAGUUUGAUCCACAACAUGCUGCACUGCUGUGGAUUAACCGGGUUCGCCCCCGCUGAGUGGGUCCAAAAAACCUGCCCCUCGCCCGAUGGUUUCCUUGAGCACAUCAAGAUGCCUGGCUGCCCCGCCAUCAUCGCGUCUUUCUAUGACAGCAAAGCACAGCUGGUGAUGGGCAUCUUUCUUGGAACUGGGGCUCUUUUGCUCAUAGCUGCUAUUUGCAGCGUAACCCUCAGCAGACAGAUCCGUCUGUCACACGCAUCGGCUCAGUACAUCGUGCUGACUCACUCCACUUCUGUGCUGACUAACCCUCAACCACCUCAGGAUGGAUUUGUCUCCAACUCCUACUUUGACCAGGACCCAGUCAUCUUCACCCCCCUCACCGUGGCCAACAUCCCUAUGGUUCAGUCCUAGACUGCUCUAGUUGGGUUCCAUGCUUACUUCAUCCCCAUUCAAAACCCAGUAGGCUCUAGCAUAGAACCAAGUCUGUCGUUGUCUUCAAGGCUGAACAUGUUAAGCACCUUUGAGCAUCUCCAGCUUGCUUAUAAAAAAGGAAAAAUCCACCGUUUAAAGGACCUGAACCAAUACCACAGAUCUGAAACUUGAUGUGUUGAAUUAGAAAAGAUUGUUAUUGGCCAAAUGCUGAUACUUCAAGACUUUGAAAGCCGUUGUAUUGGUGACUAAAAGCAAUGUUUCUCGUGAGGCACCGAUUUACCCAUUCUAGUUAUGCAUUUUUUAAUAACUCAAAGCCAAGUCAAUUCCCCUCUACACAUAGUGCUCCAUUAGCUGCAAUCUUUAAUGAUUUAAACUGUUCAUACAGUAAAAUACAUGGGUUGGAUUUUUCCCUUUCAACAUAUACUUAAGCACUAAACAUGUUGCCUUUUUACACUUCCUCCCACUAGUUGCUCUAACUCAUUCUGUGGUGGUUUUAAUCCUGAAGGGGCUGAGGAGUACAUGGUUUACUGCAUGGGCGCACUAUCCAUCCCAGGUCUUUACUUCUUCUUCCCCCCCCCCCCCCCCUGUCUGCA
This is a messenger RNA of Pungitius pungitius (ninespine stickleback), 1609 nucleotides long. RefSeq lists its product as uncharacterized. The coding region runs from base 156 to 995 and encodes 279 amino acids. NCBI's taxonomy places the organism in Eukaryota, Metazoa, Chordata, Actinopteri, Perciformes, Gasterosteidae. Gene Ontology annotation, cellular component: plasma membrane. The record is from RefSeq and is a predicted model, not a curated record. The transcript is spliced from 9 exons.